Messenger RNA from Aureobasidium uvarum, 1170 nucleotides. The record is from the annotation of a GenBank genome assembly. Lineage: Eukaryota; Fungi; Ascomycota; Dothideomycetes; Dothideales; Saccotheciaceae.
AUGGCUCACCCAGCGACUUCUGCCAUUACCAUGGCCUUUGCUUCUCCAUCCUACUCUGGCGGCAUGGCCAAACACUCGACCGUCAGCAACCUCUCCGCCGCUGUUGCCAAACACGGUAUCGGAAUGCCACUUACACCCCCUAACUCCGUAUCUCCGGGCUUGCCUGCACAGGCUGCCGCUGGUAUGCGUUCGCCGCCUCCGAUUCACAUCGAUGGCGAGGGCAACUCUCGCCCCUCUCUCCCUCUUAGCAAGGGCGCUCUGUCGGGUCUGGAUGCCUCGCAGUCCAUUACCGCAUCCAUGCUCGCGAAGGACCACUUGCCAGGCAUCAUGCUUGGACACGGUCCUAUCGCCAUCAGACACGUCAUGGCCUGCCUGACGCAGUCGGUUCCUGGCUUCUCGCGUAUACCACCAGCCAAAGCUCGUAGACUGGUCGUCGCAGCCCUCGAGAAUCGAGCAGGCGGAGGUGCCGACGGCAGCGUUGUGUUUGAAAAGGUGGGAUGGGGCAGAUGGGACGCACACACGAGGGGCGAACGCCCUGACCUGAGCUCAAGCUACCGAGACGGAAAGUUGUCUCCGCCACCUAGCGAGCCUGAGAGUUGUGCUGCUUCGUACACCGAGUCCGGUUUCCCUGGCUCGUACAAGCCUCGCGACAGCCAGCAGCUCAACAGCUGGGCAGAGUCCUCGAUGGCGUCUCACUAUGACGACCACCUGGAGAACAUGAGCAUGGAAGAGAACGAGGCGGACAAAAUGUCACUCGACGGCUCCUCUUCCGCCAUGUCAGAGGAUGAUUCCGCCAUGUCGGACAGUGAAGGUGACGAGACUGAGGAAGAGGACUGGGCUGGAAUGGGAGCAGAUGCUUUACGCAAGGCCUCUAUGUCGACGACGGCCUCUCCCGGAGCCAGAAAGAACUACAAUCUCAUCAGUAUUCCUGGCUCUCUGCACGACGCACGAACUCCGUCUGUGUAUGGAAGUGCCGGUGGCGCCAGGUCGUCCUUCCUCGCAAGAUCGACACCACAGUUUGCCAGAAGGCCAUCGGCAAUGAGCUAUACCCAGCACAAGAGUAGUGUCAGCCAGAGACCCCCUAGCCAUGACACUACACCGAUGGAGAUCGAUCACACUGUCCAGGAAAGAGAAGCCAUCGAGGCUCUUCUGCGCAUGGGCUCGGUAUAG